UGGAGCUGUUCGCGUGCUCACGUUCCUGCGGACGCCCAUCCCCACCGCUCCGUAGCCAUCUGCCUCUUCGCUUCGGCGAUGCCUGGUGGCCAUCGCUCCCGUUUUCUGGGUUCGACUGCAUCUUGGGGUCGGGGCGGCCGCCAAUGCCUUCUGUUGGCUUUCGGGGCCGCACAGAUGGUACUCGGGGGUCUGAUCGUCGCCGUCAGCUUCGCCGCUCUGGCGCUCACUUCCUCGGCCAGGGUCCGACAUUCGUGCCCUUUCUGGGCCGGUUUCUCAGUGCUUUUAUCAGGGCUACUUGGUGUUGUUUCCUGGAAGAGACCUAUCUCCCUGGUGAUUACUUUCUUCAUGCUGCUGUCGGCUGUGUGUGUAAUGCUGAGCCUGGCUGGCUCCAUCCUAUCCUGUCAGAACGCUCAGAUGGUGACCUCCCUGGAGGAAUGUCACCUGUAUAAAUUUGAUGGUGAUGGAGUGUGUGUUUGCUGUGAGAUUCAGGAGAAAACAAAAGGUUGCAGCAGCUUCACUGAAACACUGAAACUUAAUGCAGUCCAAGAGUGUGGCACAGUGCAUCUAGCUUUAAAGGAUCUUUUAUUCAGCAUCUGUGCACUGAAUGUUACCUCUACCAUCGUAUGUGCCUUGGCUACUGUGACGUGCUGUAUGCAGGUGGCCACAGCUGAUAUUGUGCAGAUGCUUAUUCCACAGAGACUGAGAAUUCCAAAUCCUGAGUGCGUGUCACCACGUGGUACAGUUCUGCAGCAACCACUGGAUUUUGACGAGUUCAUCCCUCCUAUACCACCUCCUCCAUACUAUCCUCCAGAAUAUACCUGUAGCCCAGGAGUUGAGACCCAGAGAAACCUGCAUCUGGACUUCCAUCACUCGCCCUUCAGCACUACUUACAGUGUGGCCAUUAACAGCCCCAGCUGCCUCUACCCUGCAGAGCUGCCUCCCCCAUAUGAAGCUGUGGUUGGACAAACCUCUACUAAUCAGGGGAGCACGAUGGAUCACCACAGCUCGGAGUCUUCGCAGGAUUACAGUUCCAGUCUGUCUGAGAGAAAUAUCUUCACAGCCUUCAGUACACAAGUGCCUGUGGGCAAUACCUCGCUGACAUUGUAUGAAUCUGCUGAUACCCCAGAACACAGCGGCAUGUCUGUGGAUUGCUGCUCAGUUGACGUUCAGCAAUCUGUGUACACUGUAGACAACGAGAUACCUGCAACUACCACAGACUGUGGUUGCACCAGUUUGGAGGCUGAUGUUGGGUGGCAACACAGGGCUUACUCAGAGAGUUCCUGUGAGGAAGAAAGCAAUUCAAUGGCUCUGUCAUUGGGCUCCAUAGACUGGCGAGAGCACAGAUUGUCAGAGUAUUCUGUAGUGAGUUCCAACACAGCAGGGAAAACUCCCCGAACACCAGCCCAGGCCUGCACUUUAUCACUCAAACAAAUUAAAAUAUACUGUGGAGUCUUCAGGCAGUCCUCAUCUGCCACUAUGCCUGACAGAGUCAGGCUACCACCUCGAAAGAAGACUGGUGAGAACAGAAUAAUCCGAUCCAGCAGUGAUCCUGUCACCUGUACUUCUACAAAAGCUCAUUAUCAUGAACUUCAUUUUGUCACUUCGAGCCAUCUUGCCAAACAUUUCUGGUCAAUCAAACAGCACAUGGGGAAGAUGGAUGGGCAUCGAAAACAGCAAGCACUGCGGGAGGUCUCUAGGGAGCGACCACACUCUCUUGUUGACCUGAAAGCUUAUAAGGACACAAAAAUAUUGGUCACCAAAUUCUUACAGCAUUCCAACUGCAACCUUGCUCCUGAAGUACAACAUGUGAUCAGCAGCAUCCAGUCUGUCAUCUGGUUAGAUGAGCAGCACACGGAGGAAGCGAUUUAUAGUGCCAACAUCAUUGACCAGAUGAUAACUUCUCAACGGCCAAUGAAUGUGAUAAAUCUGCGAUUACAGGAGGACCUUCACCUUCACAGCUGUGGUGAUGUCAGCUCACCAACAGCUUCAGUACGGACUGUCCAAUUAGACCACAGACUUGAACGUGAGCGGCCGCAUUGUUUGACAGAUGCGUGCAGAGAGACAGUUCUGUGACACCUGCUGUGAACUGGGCCAUUUCAGAUGAAAAGAAUGUGGACAGGCAAGGAACAGAUUGGUCUGCAUUCAAAUUUGGAGCUAGACAUCACCUUCCGUUGGGGCGGCACGGUGGCUCAGUAGUUAGCACAGCUGCCUCACAGCGCCAGGGGCCCGGGUUCAAUUCCAGCUCCAGGUGACCAUAUGUGUGGAGUUUGCUCAUUCUCUCUGUGUUUGUGUGAGUUUCCUCUGGGUGCGCCAGUUUCUUUCUACAGAUCAAAAUAUGCAGGUUAGGUGGACUGGCCAUGGGAAUUACAGGGAUAGGGUGAAUCUGGGUAGAAUACAGUCUGGAGGAUCGGUGUGGACCUAAUGGGUGGAAUGGCCUGCUUCCACACUGUAGGGAUUCUAUAGUUCUAAGCUAUAUAUAGAGACAGAGAUUCUCAUUGAAGAGGAGACGGCUUUUUCAAAAUAUUCCAUAUAACUGUGAAAGCUGGAAGUAGUUUGAAAACAUAGGGUGAUUGUUGCCAUGGCUGUUGUCUACAAUGAGAUGUAUGCUGAUCAUUUGCAGUGUUUUGAUAUGAGUAUUUAUAAUUUAUUGCCGCUGAAUGAUUGAUUGUAAAUUGAGGUUGGGUCCACUGCUGUUUGUCAUUUUUAUAAAUGACCUGGAUGAGGGCGUAGAAGGAUGGGUUAGUAAAUUUGCAGACAACACUAAGGUCGGUGGAGUUGUGGAUAGUGAUGAAGGAUGCUGUAGGUUGCAGAGAGACAUAGAUAAGCUGCUGAGCUGGGCUGAGAGGUGGCAAAUGGAGUUUAAUGCAGACAAGUGUGAGGUGAUGCAGUUUGGUAGGAGUAACCGGAAGGCAAAGUACUGGGCUAAUGGUAAGAUUCUUAGUAGUGUAGAUGAGCAGAGAGAUCUCGGUGUCCAUGUACACAGAUCCCUGAAAGUUGCCACCCAGGUUGUCAGGGUUGUUAAGAAGUCAUACAGUGUUUUUGCUUUUAUUAAUAGAGGGAUCGAGUUCCGGAACCAAGAGGUUAUGGUGAAGCUGUACAAAACUCUGGUGCGGCCGCACUUGGAGUAUUGCGUACAGUUCUGGUCACCGCAUUAUAAGAAGGAUGUGGAAGCUUUGGAAAGGGUGCAGAGGAGAUUUACCGGGAUGUUGCCUGGUAUGGAGGGAAGGUCUUAUGAGGAAAGGCUGAGGGACUUGAGGCUGUUUUCAUUAGAGAGAAAAAGGUUGAGAGGUGACUUAAUUGAAACACAUAAAAUAAUCAGAGGGUUAGAUAGGGUGGAUAGGGAGAGCCUUUUACCUAGGAUGGUGACGGCGAGCACGAGGGGGCAUAGCUUUAAAUUGAGGGGUGAAAGAUAUAGGACAGAUGUCAGAGGUAGUUUCUUUACUCAGAGAGUAGUAAGGGAAUGGAACGCUUUGCCUGCAACGGUAGUAGAUUCGCCAACUUUAGGUACAUUUAAGUUGUCAUUGGAUAAGCAUAUGGACGUACAUGGAAUAGUGUAGGUUAGAUGGGCUUGAGAUCAGUAUGACAGGUCGGCACAACAUCGAGGGCUGAAGGACCUGCACUGUGCUGUUAUGUUCUAUGCUCUAUGAGGUUAAGAUGAUUUUACUGUCUGGGCCUGGUACUGAAUAAUCCCCAGUAACUUGCCAUAACUUGAAGACUGCACUUGCUCCAACUUGCAACAAUUCAAGUUAUUUCACUGAUUGUAAGGACAUGACAGAACUGGUAACACUUUCCAGGAUCUCCUGAGUUUAUCUUUCAGCUAUUUGAGGACCAUUUGAGAUAAUGAAAAUGCUGAAGUGGAGUUAUUCUUAAACUGUGACCAAUAGCCCUUCAGUUAGCACGCUACUGGAUUUAAAAUGCAUGAUAAAGUUUAAAUAUUUGUUCAUGUCAUCUUGUUUGUGUGGCAAAGCUCACUGAGUUUAACCAAUCUACUCCACGAGGUUAAAUAAACCAAUAGUUCACAGGAUCCAGGGAGCUGAUCCUCCUACAGCCUAAUAGACUGUAUCAGUUCUCUGGUGCUGUCUCCUUUCAUCUGUGAAUGCAGACCAGUGGAUGAGGAGACCAGAACCAGUGACGACUACUUUGUGUUCAAAAUCGCAAAAGAACAAAAUAUCACCCUAGUGAUUGAGCCUCAUUCACUAAUCAUUGAACAACUGCAAUAUUGCUGUUUUAAGAUGUUAAAAUAUAUUAAUAUUGAACACAUUAUAUGGAAAAAUAUAUUAACUGUCCUCCAGAUAGCCACCUGAUAAUGAAUGAAAAUGAAAUAUCUCCAGUGAGGAGCCCUGGCCGUGUUUAGAUUUUUAAUAUUUGAUAUUCAGCAUCAUUAAUCUAAGGAGGGCUGAAUUAAGCAUCUGGUUGUCCAGCAUUUGACUAAAAUAUUAAAUUGCCACAUUUAUUUUUCUAUAUUGUAAAUUGAAUUGAAUCCUAUGGAUUAAAGACAAACACUUUGUAUGGUCCAGAAAAUAAAUUGGUGCCAAUACCAUUUUUAGCCCCACAUCUAUACCUCUGUGCAGUGCCAAAGAAUAGUUAUUGGUGUCAAAACUUUAACUCUGUUUCUCUUUCCAAAGAUACUACCAGACCUGCUGAAAUUUUCCAGCACCUUCAAUUUUUAUUCCAGUUUUUCAGCAUCUGGAAUAUUUUGGAAGAAGCACAGAUAAAACAAUGGUAUUGUAUCACACCCAGCCCAGUUCAAGUAUCACCUAUUUUUAUGAAAAAGACAAGAACGAGUCUGGAUUUUCUUCCCAUUUGCUUCUUCAGCGAUCCACAGCUGUUCACACUGUUUAUUUCACAUUCUGUAUUCUAGCAGCAGAUUCAUACAACAGCCAACAAAACAUUGCAGGAUCUGCAGCUGCACCAACUCAUUUCCAACUGGAGCAACAUGAUGGGGAAAAAGACAAACUAACAUUUAGCCUCUAGUGCUAGGUACAGCAUUUCAAGAUACAAAUACAAAGACUUUAAUAUUAACAGCUCACUCACCAGCAACACAACAUGCGCGCUGCACAAACACAGGCUAGGCAAGUAACUGUUGUUCAUCAACUGUAACAGAACUAAUUUGUUACAUUCCAGCAGAGCUAAAUGCACAAAGAAAACACUGGUAAGAAAGUUCAAAGCAGUGGGUGUCACUGCAAGCUGUACUGUCUGAGGUUUCUGUGUAUACUUGUUACUAAUUGCAACAAUGGCUGUCUAUCUGACAUUCAGCACUGGACAUUCAAUUAUUUAUUGCACACCAACAUCAUGUUAAAGUGACAUUGUCACUAACUUGUGAAAGAACUUGGUUCAACUUUUAUAAAAUGCAAUAUGUUUGUUUUCAGAGCAGAGGAAGAGCCAUUUCUUCUCUCAAUGGAAAUGGUGCACGGUCUAGUGUGGAGCGACAGAGCAGAAAGACACACAUUCCCAGAGACACAGAUACGCGCGCACACACAGGCACAAACUCUCUCUCAUAUAUACACAAACACUCACGCUCACAAGAAAGAAAACAGACAUGCACACACCCAUGCAAUAUGGGAGGCACUGACACUGUCUUCAUCCCACUGAACACCUCUUCCCAGCAGAAAACAGCUUAUCUGCUGGAAGUCCAUUGAGCAGAUGAACCCGUUUCUUCACAAAAUUAGAUGUACAAUGGUGUUUCUUGUCCAGUUAGGAGUCUAAACAUGGCAGCUGGCAUUGUCUUCAUGUGAAUCUAAAAUUAUUAAAAAUUCAGCAAUUAAAAAUUCCAGCUUUUUCCAAAGCACAUACCUAUUGAGUACAGCAACUUAGAGAGAUGACAGCUGAAGCUUGAUGAUGUGCAGUUUAAACAUGAAUGGAUCCCUCAUGACAUUGUUUGUGAUUUGUUGUUGAGUCGUUAGCGAUGGAAAUAUCACCAUGUAUUUCUUUACCCAUUGGUUAAAGUGUGUCUCCUUGAAAACAAUAUCAAAUAAGUAAACAGCACUUUUGAACAUUCAGAAACUAAGUGCUGUUAAGAAAGCUGUAAAGGUUGUUUUAAAUAUAAAACAAGAUUUCUAAUAGCUGAUCAUUCAAACCAAAUAAAGAGGAUAGGGAGGAUUUACAUUGUAACCUGAAAUAAUUUCAGGGCUCAGACCUACGGAUUUCAUGAAACUUCACUCCCUAAGAAAAUUCAGGAAAACCACUAAUUCUCUUUGAUCACUUAUAAUUCAAUGGCUCUGAUGUUUGUACUGUGUUCUCCAGGUUCUGUAAUCAUUCCACUUUCUACAGGAUCUGCUGUCCUUAAUAUCUUAAAAAGUGUGAUCAAAGCAACCAUAAAUGUCUAAACUCCAGGAAAUGUAAUUGUACUUUAUAUAAUCUUCAACUUCUUUAGCACUCUAAUUUCAGUAUCAUCCUGGUAAAUUCAGGUCAAUGCAUUUUUCCAAAAGCACACAAACAGAAAUUACUGGAAAAACACAGCAGAUCUGGCAGUUAUCUGUGGAGAGAAAUCAGGCAGUUCUGAGAAAGGUCACCAGACCUGAAACAUUAACACUCAUUUCUCUCCACAGAUGCCAGACAUGCCGAGCUUUUCUAGCAAUUUCUGUUUGUAUUUCUGAUUUACAGCAUCUGUACUUCUUUUGGUUGUUGUUUCAGUAACCUUUCAAAGGGGUUGUUCCCAGAACUGCUCACAGUAAUUUCAGGGCUGUGUGUUAAUGUACGUGACUUCUACCUCCACAUAUUCUAGUCCUUUAAACUCAGAAGGCAUUAGUGUUUUAGACUAUUUUCUGUUAAUCUGUUGGUAAAAUGUUAAUAAAGAGAGUAAUAAGCUCUUUGCAUCAAGGAUCUUACCUCACCCACUGAGUUAGACAGAGCUUGAACAAUUUUUU
Messenger RNA from Stegostoma tigrinum, 6866 nucleotides. RefSeq names its product family with sequence similarity 189 member A1 (gene entrep2). Lineage: Eukaryota; Metazoa; Chordata; Chondrichthyes; Orectolobiformes; Stegostomatidae. The record is from RefSeq and is a predicted model, not a curated record. The transcript has 11 exons. Bases 79 to 2073 code for a protein of 664 amino acids. Gene Ontology annotation, cellular component: membrane.